GCCAGCGGUCACCUGUUGAACACGUUUAGAAUUCGUGUAACCUACCUCUUGGUGUAAACUUGUGUCAACUGCACGUGAAGCUGUAGAUCGAUAAUGUUUGCGAAGAAAAAUUUGACUUUUUUCUGUCCGUGGAUAUCACUCUUCAUUUCACUCUUAGCAAUUUCACCUCGUUGUCAUGCUGAAGAUCAUUUAGGCGAAGAUCUAGACGAGAAAAUCGCUUUUGUGGCGGGACAGCAGCAGCCGAUGUCAUUUGCUCCAGCCUCAGCAAAUCAUUCCACGGGAUACAUUGUUUAUUGUCCAUGUAUGGGCAGGUUUGGAAAUCAAGCAGACCAGUUUUUAGGAUCUUUAGCAUUUGCAAAGGGGUUGAAGCGAACUCUUAUACUACCCCCCUGGAUAGUGUAUCCAAGCCAUAAAAUAGGUGGCUCUGAUAGAGUGCCUUUUGAUGACUGGUUUCUUGUUAAGCCUCUUGAAGCUUAUCACAAUGUUAUUACGAUGGAGACAUUUAUGAAAGACAUUGCACCGCGAGUAUGGCCACCUGGACAGCGGAUAGGUUUCUGUUACUCGUUUCGAGAUAAUCAAAGGUGUGGAAUGAAGGAUGGGAAUCCUUUUGGUCCCUUCUGGGAUCACUUUCAUAUUAAUUUUGACGACUAUCGGGAACACUCUGGGUUGCUGUGGAAUACAGACCAGGACUGGGCCAGGGAUGGAUGGGAUACAAGAUUCCCAGUGUCAGAAUAUCCUGUAAUAGCAUUGAUGGGAGCCCCUGGUUCCUUCCCGGUGCAUGAAAAAGACAGGUGGCUACAGAAGUUUGUUCAGUGGUCAGUGAAGAUCGAAAAGAAAGCAAAGGAGUUUUUAACCAGCAUCCUGCAGAACGAACCAUUUGUUGGUAUCCAUCUUCGCAAUGGCAUAGAUUUUGAAAGAGCUUGUGAGCAUGUGAAAGACCCACACACCACUUCCUUCUUUGCGUCACCGCAGUGCAUCCAGCCUGGCUCCAACAAGAAACUCACUUACGAGAUGUGCUUUCCACCAAAGAGUGAAAUCCUCAAGAAAACGAAAAAGAUUGUGAAGAAAGCUAAAGCAAAAAGAGUAUUUGUUGCAACGGAUAAUGAUCCAAUGAUAAAGGAACUCUCAAACGCUCUGAAGUCGUUGAAGGUGUCUGUGCACAGGAGAGAUCCUUCAGAUGAAAUCAGUGAUCCAAUAGUGGAGUUAGCUGUAUUAACCAUGGCUGACCACUUUAUAGGAAACUGUGUGUCGAGCUUCACUUCGUUUGUGACACGCUAUCGUGCAGUAAACGAUAAACCAACAUCAUUCUGGGCUUUUAAGGAUGAAAAAUAGAUCUCGUGAACCGUUCAAUUUUGACAUGCUUACAAGGCGUACUAAGAAAAUUUCUAAGAAAAUUCACAACAACAAAAGUAUUACUUCAAUAGCGUUUACUGCCAAAAAUAUCAAAGCUGCGAGCAGACUACUUUCUUGGAUAGAAUUAUAUUGAAGGCGAAAUUGAACAAAAAAUCAAACAAAGGGCCUGAUUUGAAACUACGGGAGUCGGAGAACACGGGAAAGACACAUGCGGAAGUCUCAUGAUUUAAUUGAAGCUCUACUUCUGUUACUGUACUACAUGAUGUAUCCAAUGCCAACAUCUCCGGCUGAAGUCAGCAAAAGAAUGCGCCCAGCUCGGUUAUUUAUAUAGUACAUUUUAAAACUUAAUAUAACGUAUAUUUAUAGAUAGGGGCUUCUCGGCAAUGAAGCCAAUGACAUUGUGCAAAUAAAAUUCGAUUUUUCAAUAUAUCAGAGCA
Molecule: messenger RNA, 1790 nt
Organism: Orbicella faveolata
Lineage: Eukaryota; Metazoa; Cnidaria; Anthozoa; Scleractinia; Merulinidae
Product: GDP-fucose protein O-fucosyltransferase 1-like
Biological process (GO): protein O-linked glycosylation via fucose; Notch signaling pathway
Molecular function (GO): peptide-O-fucosyltransferase activity
Source: RefSeq, a predicted model, not a curated record